AUGAUGCUUCGUGGUAACUUACUUGUGGCCAUUCUAGCCAUAGUGGUGGCAGUGCUAGUCUCGGAGGGAAUUGCUACAAGGUAUAAAGCUGUUAAAAAAGUUAGAGUUAGAGUCUUUAAGCCUUGUGUAAAACUUUGCAGAAAAGAAGGACUUGGAAAGAAAAAGUGUAAAUCCAUCUGUGCACUAAAACAGGGCUAUACCUGUGGUGGUCCCUGCUGGAAUAGUUGCAUUAGAACUGAAGAUGCGCCACCUACAUUUGUGCUUGAGUUUUGUAUGAAUAAAUGUGCAUCAGGCUCAAGUCCCCCUCCAUCCCCUCCUCCACCUCCAACAACACGAGUAUGUAGAUGGAGUGCCUGGAGCGUCACACAACAAGGCACUUGCUCAGUGACAUGCGGCACAGGAACACGAACAGAAACACAAACUAGGACUAAGUUGUACUCGGUUUCGAAUGCUGGGAAUCCAGAGUGUUUUGGAUCAACUAUUAACCAGCGUGUCGUAUCUUGUACAAAUCCACAGUUUCCAGUUUGUCCUCAACCGCCUCCGCAAAGACGAGUAUGUAGAUGGAGUGCCUGGAGCGUCACACAACAAGGCACUUGCUCAGUGACAUGCGGCACAGGAACUCGAACGGAAACACAAAUUAGGUCUAAGUUGUUCUCGUUUUCGAAUGCUGGGAAUCCAGAGUGUUUUGGGUCUACUAUUAACCAGCGUGUCGUAUCUUGUACAAAUCCACAGUUUCCAGUAUGUCCUCAACCGCCUCCGCAAAGACUAGUAUGUAACUGGAGUGUUUGGGGAACAUGGGUCUACGGAACAUGUGUCAGCAAUAGAUUACCUUGGGCUCCUUCCUGCCCAAUACCAGGAACAGUGGCUUGUCAUCGAACCCGCCAGUGCAUCUGCAGAGGCAAACGAACUCCUGGUGCAAUACCACAAAACUGUAUUGGAGCUUCAAUAGAGCGUAAAUCACGGUCGUGUUGUGUAGGUCUUCCCCCACCCCCUACUACCUUACCAACCACACCACCUCCUGCAUGUCGCUUGGGCGCUUGGACACCUUGGGUCUACGGGACUUGUGUAAGAAAUACAUUACCUCCUACUCUAACAUGCCUUGCACCUGGAACGACACCUUGCCAACGAACCCGUCAGUGUGUCUGCUUUGGCAAACGAACUAUUGGUGCCAUACCACAGAGCUGCAUUGGAGCUACAAUAGAGCGUAAAUCACAACCGUGUUGUAACGCAGCCCAGCCGACAACCCCGACUCCAACUCCAGCAUGUCGCUUGGGCGCUUGGACACCUUGGGUCUACGGAACGUGUGUAAGAAAUACAUUACCUCCUACUCUAACAUGCCUUGCACCUGGAACGACACCUUGCCAACGAACCCGUCAGUGUGUCUGCUUUGGCAAACGAACUAUUGGUACCAUACAACAGAGCUGCAUUGGAGCUACAAUAGAACGUAAAUCACAGCCGUGUUGUAACGCAGCCCAGCCGACAACCCCGACUCCAACUCCAGGUAGGGAAACAUUAUAA
This is a messenger RNA of Owenia fusiformis, 1518 nucleotides long. Lineage: Eukaryota; Metazoa; Annelida; Polychaeta; Sabellida; Oweniidae. The record is from the annotation of a GenBank genome assembly.